CGAACACACAGGAAGCGCCCUAAGAUUGACACACAACAGAGUUGGAACGGUAGCUGGCAGGCUAGCUAGCUCGGUAACUUAUAAUGAUACGGAUGAAACGAACUCAGUUUACUUCUAUAAUUCUGAAAAUGAACGACCGUUUGGAUCCUAUUGAAGAACAAAAUUCGACCCCAAGGCGGGAAACGGGCAGAGUUGUUUAACAUCAAGAGUUCUGUUGUUUUGGUGCGCUGUUAGCUAGCACUGGCUAGCAAGUCAGAUAGUCUGGCUACGAACGGACUGAUGUUUGUAUUCAGUCAGUGCCGUCAACUGGUAAGAUAAUCAUAUUUGGAAUGUAAUAAGAAGUACAACUAAAACCUGACAUUUGGACUUUCGGAUAUGAAUAUGAAGUGUCAUGGAAUGGUUGGACUUGAUUACUAUUAGCAAGUUAGCUUACGUUAGCUAGCAAGCUAAAAAGACAUUUACAUUGCGCCACCUACGCAGCUCGCGCUUUUUCCAAACAUGUAUGAAAUGGAGACUCACAUAUCUUGCCUUUUCCCGGAAAUUUUAGCCAUAAUAUUUAGUUAUUUGGACGUAAAGGAUAAAGGGAGAGUCGCUCAAGUGUGCGCGGCCUGGAGAGACGCGUCCUACCACAAGUCAGUGUGGAGGGGGGUGGAAGCAAAGCUCCAUCUACGCCGAGCCAACCCGUCACUGUUCCCCAGCCUGCAGGCGCGAGGUAUCAAGAAGGUGCAGAUUCUCAGUCUCCGCAGGAGUCUCAGCUACGUCAUACAAGGGAUGCCCCACAUCGAAAGCCUUAACCUUUGCGGAUGCUUUAAUCUGACAGACAACGGGCUGGGACAUGCCUUCGUGCAGGAUAUCCCAUCCUUGCGUGUACUAAACCUCAGCCUUUGUAAACAGAUCACGGACUCGAGCCUCGGGAGGAUCGCCCAGUACCUCAAAAACCUUGAGGUGCUGGAGUUAGGUGGGUGCAGCAACAUCACCAACACAGGCCUGCUCCUGGUCGCCUGGGGCCUGCACAAACUCAAGAGCCUUAACCUGCGUAGCUGCAGACACGUGUCUGAUGUAGGCAUCGGCCACCUGGCAGGGAUGACCCGGAGCGCGGCCGAGGGCUGUCUCUCCCUGGAGCAGCUCACGCUGCAGGACUGCCAGAAGCUCACAGACCUGGCCCUCAAGCAUGUCUCCAAGGGCCUGAACAAGCUCCAGGUGCUCAACCUCAGCUUCUGCGGAGGAAUCUCUGACGCGGGCAUGAUCCACCUGUCCCACAUGGCUCACCUGUGCAGCCUGAACCUGCGUUCCUGCGACAACAUCAGUGACACUGGCAUCAUGCACCUGGCCAUGGGCUCCCUGCGCCUCUCUGGCCUAGACGUGUCCUUCUGUGACAAGGUGGGUGACCAGAGCCUGGCCUACCUGGCGCAGGGCUUGUACCAGCUCCGCUCGCUCUCGCUCUGCUCGUGUCACAUCAGCGACGACGGCAUCAACCGCAUGGUGCGCCAGAUGCAGGAGCUGAAGACCCUGAACAUCGGCCAGUGCGUGAGGAUCACCGACAAGGGGCUGGAGCUGAUCGCCGACCAUCUGACCCAGCUGACGGGGAUCGACCUGUACGGCUGCACCAAGAUCACCAAGCGAGGCCUGGAGAGGAUCACCCAGCUGCCCUGCCUUAAAGUGCUGAACCUGGGCCUCUGGCAGAUGACUGAGAGUGAGAAAGUGAGGUGAAGCUUUUCUGAGUGACCAAUGGGAGCCCAGCGAGGAGAAUGGGUGACCAAUGGGAGCCCAGCGAGGAGAAGGGGAUGCUUCAGGCGUGAUCCCUGACGUCCUCUGAAAGACUGGUGGUUGCAUCACCUUUAAUAACUACCACGCUGUGACUUCCAACAUUAUCACUAUUGUAACAUUGUCUUACUGCAAUAUUCCACCUGAUUUUGAUAACCAUCUAAAAUCUUCUGCUUUCUUUCUCUUUCGAUACAUUCUUGGUUUCUGUAAAGUUUGUACAAGCUAGCUACCUCGUCCAUCAACUGGAGUGCCUGGGAAAUUCAACCCCAUUACAGAACACCCUGGGUCACAUGGGGUUUGGCCCCUUCAACUUCCCCUUUAAUUGUUUACCAGUGUUAAAAAGAAAACAAUAGAGAAUACAGUAGCAGGUCCCAUAUGAAAGUAGGCUUCAUUGUUUUGAACAGCUGGGAUGCCUUGGAUGGACGCUUGGAAUAAGUCAGUGUGUUUUUGCUGCCGUAUGUAUUUUUAUAAUGAAUGGCUCUGGUUUAGAACAUUGUACUUCAAAUUGAAGUGAACACUUUUCUCCGUCAGUUUUUCCCUUCUAAUCCAACUGUUAGUUCGUAGCUGUCUGUUUUUCCCAGGAGUUAUUCUGUAAACAGAUAUGGACCCCCCCCUCCCCUUCUCCUCCUCUUCUCCCCCCUCCUCUUCUCCCCCCCUCCUCUUCUCCCUCCCCCCCAUCUCCUCUUCUCCCUCCCCUCUCCCCCUC
Messenger RNA from Osmerus eperlanus (European smelt), 2470 nucleotides. Its product is annotated as F-box/LRR-repeat protein 14. The record is from RefSeq and is a predicted model, not a curated record. The transcript has a single exon. Gene Ontology annotation, cellular component: SCF ubiquitin ligase complex. Gene Ontology annotation, molecular function: protein binding. Gene Ontology annotation, biological process: SCF-dependent proteasomal ubiquitin-dependent protein catabolic process. NCBI's taxonomy places the organism in Eukaryota, Metazoa, Chordata, Actinopteri, Osmeriformes, Osmeridae. Bases 499 to 1710 code for a protein of 403 amino acids.